UGCAUGCGGCUGCUGCAUCAACUGCUUUAGAGUGACCUGGCAGAAGUAGUGUUUUACUGGGCCAGCGACCCCCAAUCCUCUCAAUCCUAGCUGUGCCCCAUGUCACCCCCCACUAGCCACACCCCUGAUCACACAAACAAUGGUUUAAAGAAGUUCUCCCUCUGGGAACACAUGAAGAAGGGAUGUAUAUGUAAUGGUACAUCACUGUCCGACAAUCAGACGAAAAGGGAUCCUGCUAGCGAGCUAAAGAAGGAUAUUCUUCGUCUGGAGAAGGAAUAUUCUUCCUCAAGGGAAAGGUUACAGAAACAGAUCAUUGUUUAUAAAACAGUUGCAGAUUUUGCUCCUCAUGCAGCGCUGUCUGACAAUCAGAUGGACAAGGAUCCUGCUGAUAUCACUAAGGAGCUAAAGAAGAAUAUUCAUCGUCUGGAGAAGGAAUAUAAUUCUUCAAGGCAAAGGUUACAGAAGGAGAUCAUUGUUUAUAAAACAGGAAAAAACAGAUUUUCACUUACUUCAUCAAAUCUUAACAUCAUCCAAGUCAAUGUGAGAGAUGAGAGGCCGGAAGCAUUGACCUAUCAGAUUCCAAUCAUAGAAAUAGCUCAGCAAUUGCCUAAAGACAACCUAAUGGGUGGAGACAAUGCGCGGCAUGCUUGCGGACAUCCACCAUUUCAUUACACUACGAAAACAGAGACAUCAGAAAUAAAGAAAUCUUCAUGCAAGAUCCCAGGUCCUGCAUCCUAUCAGUUUUCAUCUACAAGAACUUCUACAGAGAGGGUGACCUUUGAUCCUAUUCCUGCAAACACGAAACCUCUGAUAAAAGAGACUACGAAUGUUUGACAAUGCAUCAGCGAUCUGCUUGUUUCACGGCCUCGUAGUUCUGCUAUGAUCUUUGGGUUGCAUAACUAUAUAUUUAAAU
Hyla sarda is the source of this 913-nucleotide messenger RNA. RefSeq lists its product as uncharacterized. Lineage: Eukaryota; Metazoa; Chordata; Amphibia; Anura; Hylidae. The coding region runs from base 100 to 834 and encodes 244 amino acids. The record is from RefSeq and is a predicted model, not a curated record. The transcript is spliced from 4 exons.